Messenger RNA from Setaria italica (foxtail millet), 1139 nucleotides. Its product is annotated as salutaridine reductase-like. The record is from RefSeq and is a predicted model, not a curated record. The transcript is spliced from 5 exons. Gene Ontology annotation, cellular component: membrane. NCBI's taxonomy places the organism in Eukaryota, Viridiplantae, Streptophyta, Magnoliopsida, Poales, Poaceae. Bases 86 to 1012 code for a protein of 308 amino acids.
CGCGUCUCAUCCACUCUGUAAUCUCUACUACUCACCUGGCUUUUAACAUCAUCUUGGCGCAAGAAUCAGCUCUCCGUUAUUGCACAUGGAAGGAAACACCGGCAACCAAUCUGUUAAGGAGGUCGCUGUGGUUACAGGAGGGAACAGAGGAAUCGGGUUGGAAAUAUGCAGGCAACUGGCUUCCAAUGGAGUCACGGUAAUAUUGACAGCAAGGGAUGAGAAGAGGGGUGCCGAAGCAGUCAGCAUCCUUGGCACGCUUGGGCUAUCCAACGUCCUGUUUCAUCAACUGGACGUCAGCGAUCCGUCGAGCGCUGUGCGUUUAGCUGAUUUCAUCAAGGAGAAGUUUGGCAAGCUGGAUAUAUUGGUCAACAAUGCAGCAAUUGCUGGGACGACAAGUGAGAUUGGCAACCCAGAAACUUUUCGGCAAGAGGUCGCCGGCAUGGAACUCAAGGAGAGGGUUGAUAGAAUCAGAAAGCACAUGACGGAACCUUACAAACAAGCAGAAGAGUGCUUAAGGACCAACUAUCAUGGGACCAAAGCUGUCACAAAAGCAUUGCUUCCUCUCCUACGGUUCUCAUCCCAUGGAAGAAUCGUUAACAUAUCAUCUCGCUAUGGACUGCUCAGGUUUUUCCGUGGAGAGGAACUCAAACAGGAGCUCAGCAACAUCGACAACUUGUCUGAAGAGAGACUGGACGACUUGUCUGAAUUGUUCCUCAAAGACUUCAAGGAUGGCCAAGUGGAGCGUCGUGGAUGGCCUACGGAAGGAGGGUUCAUUGCAUACAAAGUGUCCAAGGCUCUUAUGAAUGCUUAUUCCAGGAUCCUUGCAAAGGAACAUCCGUCGUUGUGCAUCAAUUGCGUGCAUCCUGGUUUUGUCCAAACAGACAUGAGCUUUCAAGUUGGAGAUCUCACAGUCGAGGAGGGCGCAAGGGGAGCUCUCAUGAUGGCGCUGGCGCCAAAGGGAGGCAUGACUGGUGGUUUCUUGAACCGCACAGAGGUCGCGCCAUUCGUGUAAUAUGCUUGCAACUACGUGGAUCAUUACAGGCAGUAAUAUUGGUAAUCAACCGGAAAAUGAUGCUAUAUACGGCAUUGGUGUGGUGCUACAAUUCUUUGCAACUAAUGCAUGUUAUUUGUGUUUAUGU